GUGCUGGCAACGGUAUCCAUGAUCAUGGUAACAAUAUGUGCCUUGACUACCAACAGUACUGUCUUCGUUGGCUUUUACUUCGCUGAUCCCAAAAAUUGGCUCACUGCCGGUUUUUUCAAAAACGGCAUUUCUGGUGUACUAAAAGGCGCAUCGAUUUAUUUGUGCGCAUACAUCGGUAUCGAGACACUCAGUUUUCUGUUGGAAGAGACAAAAAGUCCACGGAAGCGGUUGCCUUGUAUUGUGCCGUUGCUCGUAUUUGCAUUCACAAUAAUCAUGUUUUUUUCAAAUAUGAUAUUCACGUUAGUGGGUGAUGUAUCAAAAUAUCCGUCCGAUAUGCUUGUGCCAGACAUGUUCGACACGCUUAGGAUACCAUCUGCUAAGUACGUGAUGACAGUGGGUUCUGUGUGUGGACUGUCGGGAACGAUGCUAGCAAUAUUUGUGCCAGCCACAAGGCUAUUAUCAUCGAUGAGUUCAGACAGCUUACUUCCACUCAGCCUGCUUGCUCACACCAGUAAAAAGCGAGGAGUACCAUACCAUGCAGUACUGCUUUGCGCAAUCCUGACGUCUUCAAUGAUCAUUCUUGAAAGCUCCUCACUUUUGAAUAUAAUUGCUUUUACUACGCCACUAAGAUCAAUAUUGCUGGGAUGCUUGGUUUAUGACCAGCGCUACCGACCAAAUACAGUGGGACUAUUGAGAGAAACAGCGCCUUAUCGCAAUAUGCAUCACAAGCAGUACAAAAUGCAAUCGGUUGCGAGCUACAGCGAUGACAAAGAUUCCAGUUCGGCCACUAUUUCCAGGUUAUUUAUUAUCAGUUAA
Molecule: messenger RNA, 816 nt
Organism: Gongylonema pulchrum
Lineage: Eukaryota; Metazoa; Nematoda; Chromadorea; Rhabditida; Gongylonematidae
Source: the annotation of a GenBank genome assembly